AUGGAUGUAUUACCACAGUUACCACCGGAUACUGCACCACUUGAACAUCAAGUUGCUGGACAUUUUUAUGGUCGAUCAAAAACAAAAUUUGGUUUAUUACAACGUUGUUCAACAGGUGAUGUUCUUAAACCAUUACUUAAUCCACCACGUGGUCCACGUGAACAUCAAUUUUAUGAUAAUAUAUUUUCUGAUAAAAUCUCUGGUGAAAUUGUUAAACUACGACCAUUCCUUCCGAAAUUAUUGGGUACAUAUCAAUUUGAUGGUAUGACCUAUUUAAUAUUAGAAAAUAUCAUUCAAUCCUAUGAAUAUCCAUGUGCUAUUGAUAUAAAACUUGGUCGUGUAACUUAUGAUUGUGAAGCAACACCGGAAAAAAUUGAACGACAAAUAGCAAAAUUUGAACCAGCAGCUGAAAUUGGUUUUCAAUUACUUGGAUGGAAAACUUAUCGUCAAUUAGAUAAUUCAUAUAUUUAUCAUGAUAAAAAAUGUGCACGAUCAUUAACUAAAGAUGAUCUUCUCUAUGGUAUGGCGCAUUUUUUUGGUGCACCUGAAUAUGAUCAUCGGCCAAUUGUACGAGCUGUACUUGAACGUCUUGUUGCUCUUGAACAGAUUAUGGCCAAACAAUAUGAAUUUGUUUUUAUUGCAUCAUCACUUUUGAUUGUCUAUGAUGGUAAAAAUAGAGAGAAUGAUAAUAUUAAAGUUGAUGUUCGUCUUGUUGAUUUUGCUCAUGUUUUUCCAUCAUCAUCUAAUACUGAACCAGAUGAAAAUUUUCUUUUUGGUCUUCGUCAUUGUAUAAAUUAUCUAAAAAUGUUGAUUGAUGAUAAAUUCCAGUAUAUAUCUAUUGAUAAAUUAGAUCAUACAACUAAUUUAUCAACAUCAACUUGUUAUAAAACAUUGUUAAAAUAA
Messenger RNA from Adineta steineri, 903 nucleotides. The record is from the annotation of a GenBank genome assembly. Lineage: Eukaryota; Metazoa; Rotifera; Eurotatoria; Adinetida; Adinetidae.